AUGUCAGACUCAAACAUCCCAUCUGUUCCUCCGCCAUGGACUCUCAAAGGCGACAUCUAUGCAUUUCUCUUCUGGACGUCUCGCGCUCAAGCGGGCAACCUUCCCGAUAUGACAUAUUCCCCUCUCGAGGCAAACUCAAGCUUUGCUAAAGACCAGAAACCUCUUGGAGGUUUGAGUAUGAUGCAAAUCAUUAGAUACACGGAGUCUCCCGUCGGGCCAUACGAUGAGCUUAUCCUGGCACCGGGCAUGUUUGGCUAUGAGAAGGAUGAUGAGAAUGGAAGAAGAGUGAAAGGAAAAGGUGUCAAGAUCACGAGAAUUUAUGUCUCACAGAAACAUACUUGCUAUAACGGAAGGAAAAAUUGGAAUGUUCCCAAGCAUGUCGCCGAGUUCAUUUGGACCAACAACACGGACGGUUCGACAACCGUAAAAGUAUAUCCUAACGACACAGCUCCCACAGACCCGACUUCAGGCUUCUCUGAAUCAGCAGUCCCUUCUUCCACUCCCUUCUUCCAAGCGACCUUCAAGCCCGUCGGGUACACGCCUUCGUUCCCGUUUCGAACAUCAUGGCUUAAUUAUCUUGGCUUUGACCCCACUCUUGUCUUUCCUCCGCUUCCUGAGGGGACCGGGAGCCAAGGCGAGCUCCCUGGCACUGAUCGAUGGUGCUCUAUUGUUCCACAUCAAUCGAGCUCCAAGUGUAAGUUGGGUUGGUUUGAUGUCGAACAGCAUCGUGACGAAGAGGGGAACUCGACUGGUGAAUAUGAGAAUUUCUGGCCUGGUUGGCGAAAAUGGCAGAUCGGCUUCAAGAUGGGAGACGCAGUCAUUGGUUUUGACCAUCCAAAGACCUGGGAGUCUUCCAGAUCGAGACUUUGA
Fusarium poae is the source of this 870-nucleotide messenger RNA. RefSeq lists its product as uncharacterized. The transcript is spliced from 2 exons. Bases 1 to 870 code for a protein of 289 amino acids. NCBI's taxonomy places the organism in Eukaryota, Fungi, Ascomycota, Sordariomycetes, Hypocreales, Nectriaceae. The record is from RefSeq and is a predicted model, not a curated record.